This is a messenger RNA of Canis lupus familiaris (dog), 3865 nucleotides long. RefSeq names its product monocyte to macrophage differentiation factor 2. The record is from RefSeq and is a predicted model, not a curated record. Gene Ontology annotation, molecular function: GTPase binding. The transcript has 18 exons. Lineage: Eukaryota; Metazoa; Chordata; Mammalia; Carnivora; Canidae. Bases 244 to 3669 code for a protein of 1141 amino acids. Gene Ontology annotation, cellular component: microtubule. Gene Ontology annotation, biological process: neural crest cell migration; signal transduction; substrate adhesion-dependent cell spreading.
GUUCAUGAACCACCGAGUCCCUGCCCACAAGAGGUACCAGCCCACCGAGUAUGAACAUGCAGCCAACUGUGCCACCCAUGCUCUCUGGAUCAUCCCCAGCAUCCUCGGCAGCUCCAACCUCUACCUCCUGUCAGAUGACGACUGGGAGACCAUCUCUGCCUGGAUCUAUGGCCUUGGCCUCUGUGGGCUCUUCGUGGUGUCCACUGUGUUCACACCAUCUCCUGGAAAAAGAGCCACCUCAGGAUGGUGGAGCACUGCUUGCACAUGUUCGACCGAAUGGUCAUCUACUUCUUCAUAGCGGCAUCCUAUGCACCCUGGCUGAACCUUCGGGAGCUGGGGCCCUGGGCCUCCCACAUGCGUUGGCUGGUCUGGAUCAUGGCCUCUGUGGGCACCAUCUACGUCUUCUUCUUCCAUGAGCGGACACAGCCUUUGCCCUGUCAUUGGCCAGAGCCCUCAGUCCUUGUCCAUGACGACUGGCCCACCAUGUUUUAUGGGACCCACUUCAUCAUGUCUCCACCCACCAAGAGCAAGCUGAAGCGGCAGAGCCAGCUGUUAUCCAGCGUGCUGUCCCGGACGCUGAGCUACAAGUACCGAGACCUGGACACCACUUUCUCCAGCCUGGGCGCCAGCGAUGACCCUGCAGAACUCUCCACCCAGCUCUCGGCCCCUGGGGUCCUGAAGGUGUUCGGGGACAGUGUCUGCACGGGUACCCACUACAAGAGCGUCCUGGCCACCGGCAUGUCCAGCGCCCAGGAGCUGGUGAAGGAGGCCCUGGAGCGCUAUGCCUUGAGCCCAGAGUGCGCCAGCCAGUAUGUGCUGUGUGACGUGGUGGGCCAGGCUGGUGACCCUGGGCAGCAGUGGCAGGCUGAAUGCUUUCGGGUCUUUGGGGAUAACGAGAAGCCCCUCUUGAUCCAGGAAUUGUGGAAACCCCGAGAAGGCUUGUCCCGGAGGUUUGAGCUAAGAAAGAGGUCAGACGUGGAAGAGCUGGCAGCCAAGGAUGUGGACACUCUGACUGCAGGGAUAAACGCCCAAGCCCGGAGGCUGCAGCGGAGCCGUGCCAAGGGAACCCCAGCCCUGGCUUCAGAGGGUGCCCAGAGCCCCCCUACACCCCGGCUGCGCCGCACAGUCAGUGAGAGCAGCCUGAGCUCGGCCACCACCCCAGGCCCUGAGGAACGCGGCCAGGAAACCAUGCGCUACUCACUCUAUGAGUCUCCCCACCUACUCCUUCUGCAGGGCUACAGCCAACAGCACGACAGCCUGGUGUACCUGCUCAAUCGGGAACAGCACACGGUGGGCCAGAGGACCCCUUCCAGCAAGCCCAGUGUAAGCCUCUCGGCCCCCGACAUCCUACCCUUGCACUGCACCAUCCGCAGGCACCAGCCUUCCGGCCCAGAGCAGGCAGGGAGCAGGCUGGUCCUGGAGCCCAUCCCCGGGGCACCCGUCUCCGUCAACUUCUCUGAAGUCGGGGGCCGGGCAGUGGUGCUGCGCCAUGGGGACCUGCUCUCCCUCGGCCUCUACUACCUGCUGCUGUUCAAGGACCCAGCGCAGGCCCAGCCCCUGCCUGCCCAGGCGCUGGCCCGACUGCGUGCCGUGCCACGGAGCUGCAGGAUGUGUGGCGCCUCGCUCCGGGCCCAGGGCACCUCCACCUCUGGCUCCACACGGGUCCCCCCACCCCGGCCGAGGCUGCUGCACCUGGAGUUUGAGCCUGAAGUGGAGGAUGCACUGCUGCAGCGAAUCAUGACUCUGAUCGAGCCCAGUGGGGACGACCACAAGCUCACCCCUGCCUUCCUCCUUUGCCUUUGCAUCCAGCACUCAGCCACCCGCCUGGAGCCUGGCUCAUUUGGGCAGCUCCUGCUCAAGAUAGCCAAGGCGAUCCGAGAGACAGUCUGGGAGAAAACCAAAGAACUGGCGGAGAAGCAGGCACAGCUCCAGGAGCCCAUCUCCCUAGCCAGCUUUUCCAUGGCUGGCCUGGUGCCAGACCUGCAGCACAUUCUUUUCUGGAUGUCCAACUCAGUUGAGCUCCUAUACUUCAUCCAGCAGAAGUGCCCGCUCUAUAUGCAGAGCUUGGAGGAGGAGCUGGACGUCACAGGCUCCAAGGAGUCCCUGUUCUCCUGCACGCUGACGGCCAGUGAGGAGGCCAUGGCGGUGCUGGAGGAGGUCAUCCUGUAUGCCUUCCAGCAGUGCGUGUACUACGUCUCCAAGUCCCUGUAUGUCUGCCUCCCGGCCCUGCUGGAGUGCCCCCCUUUCCAGACAGAGCGCCGGGAGAGCUGGUGCUCUGCUCCCCAACUGCCGGAGGAGCUGCGCCAUGUCGUGUCCGUGUACCAGGCCACCCUGGACCUCCUGCGGCAGUUCCAGAUGCACCCUGAGAUUGCCUCCCAGGUGCUGGCGUACCUCUUCUUCUUCUCCAGCACUCUGCUCUUCAACCAGCUCCUGGACAAGGGCCCCUCUCUCAGUUGCUUCCACUGGCCCAGAGGUGUCCAGGCCUGCGCCCGCCUGCAGCAGCUCCUGGAGUGGAUGAGGAGCACCGGCUAUGGGGAGGCCGGAGAGUGCUUCUUCCGGAAGCUUUCUUGCACACUCAACCUGCUGGCCACUCCCCGGGCCCAGCUUAUCCAGAUGAGCUGGGCAAACCUGCGGGCUGCGUUCCCCACCCUGAGCCCCGCACAGCUGCACCGGCUGCUGACUCAGUACCAGCUGGCCUCGGCCAUGGGCCCCAUGAGCGCCUGGGAGCCGGGUGCCCAGGACAGCCCCGAUGCCUUCAAGUCAGAGGAUGUCCUGGAGUCCUAUGAAAACCCCCCGCCUAUCGUUUUGCCCAGUGAGGGCUUCCAGGUGGAUCUGGAAGCAGAUUGCCUGGAUGACAGCAUCUACCAGCACCUCCUCUACAUCCGCCACUUCCUGUGGAGCCUGCGCAGCAAACCCAGUCCUGGGGGUGGGCCGUCCCAGCCAGAGUACCUCCAGGGCCCACACCACACCACCCCGGAAGGGCACCCAGAGGGCCAGAGCUGCCCGCUGGUUUCCAGGGGAGCCCGUGAAGCCAGCCAGAUGCGCGCUCUUCCUUCCUCAGGGGCUCCCCGAGCACAGGGCCCUCCGGGAAGGCAGAGCCGCGGGGGCCCCCAGGCUGGCCCCCUGCAGGCAGACUCCUCGUGCCUGCUCACGCCUCCCGGCACCCCACUCGGCCUCGAGCCCGCUGUCCCUGACUGGCCAGAGCCUGGUGGCACCUGUGGGCAAGCACUCCUGGAAGGGAGGAGGAACGGACAAAGUGGCUCCCGGGGGGCAGCUCCAGAAGGAGAUGGGGCGGGUCACGAGGACGAGCCCCCGGCCGCCCCCUCCAGCCACAGCUCCAGCACCGAGGACUUCUGCUAUGUCUUUGUGGUGGAGCUGGAGCGGGGCCCCUCUGGACUGGGGAUGGGCCUGAUCGACGGGAUGCACACGCCGCUGGGCUCCCCUGGGCUCUACAUCCAGACCCUGCUCCCGGGUAGCCCUGCAGCGUCGGAUGGCCGGCUGUCCCUGGGAGACCGCAUCCUGGAAGUGAACGGCAGCAGCCUGAUGGGCGUCAGCUACCUGAGAGCCGUGGACCUGAUCCGACAUGGGGGAAAGAAGAUGCGGUUUCUGGUUGCCAAGUCUGAUGUGGAAACAGCCAAGAAGAUCCGCUUCCGCACGCCGCCUCCCUAGGGUGGCCGCCCCUGUGCUCCCCGCCCUGCUGCUCCCGCGCUCAUGCCGUGUUCCCUGCUGUGGAUAAUGUACAUCUUAGUGUAUAUUUUAUUUAUAUGACAGAUAACACUAAAUUGUGAUGUUUGUUACAGAGCUUUUAUGUUUAAAAAUUUUAAUGGAGACGUAUAGAUUCAAUAAACUAUCUUUCGUAUUCUGA